UUUUAAUGUGUGCCAUUGUAUUAUUAUUUAAUUGUUCCCCAACAUUUUUAAUCAAACCGAAAUUUCUUUUAUGGACUUCAAUUAAAAAAAUCGAUUUUUCACAUAUCCGAACUCGAGGGUGGUAAUAAUUCAAUAAAACGAUAAAUAUGUUCUUUUCAUACUAAAAACAGAAGAACAUUUAACAAAAUGGCUGGCCAGCAACAACACUAUACCGUUGAGGUCGGCGACACCAAUUUUACGAUACUCAAUCGGUAUAUAAAUUUAAGACCCAUCGGGUCGGGAGCUCAAGGAAUAGUUUGUGCUGCCUAUGACACAGCUACUGAACAGAAUGUGGCCAUUAAGAAGUUAUCUCGACCAUUCCAAAAUGUGACCCAUGCUAAAAGAGCUUAUAGGGAAUUUAAGCUAAUGAAACUUGUAAAUCAUAAAAAUAUUAUUGGUUUAUUGAACGCUUUUACGCCUCAGCGUAAUUUGGAGGAGUUUCAGGAUGUAUAUCUUGUAAUGGAAUUAAUGGACGCUAAUCUUUGUCAAGUCAUUCAAAUGGAUUUAGAUCACGACAGAAUGUCUUAUUUGCUUUAUCAAAUGCUGUGUGGAAUAAAACAUUUGCAUUCCGCGGGAAUUAUACACAGAGAUUUAAAACCAUCCAACAUAGUAGUUAAGGCAGACUGCACAUUGAAAAUUCUAGACUUUGGUCUGGCGCGUACGGCUGGCACAACUUUCAUGAUGACCCCUUAUGUGGUAACUCGUUAUUACAGAGCACCUGAGGUAAUUUUAGGUAUGGGAUACACUGAAAAUGUUGACAUUUGGUCAGUUGGAUGUAUAAUGGGCGAAAUGAUAAGGGGUGGAGUCCUUUUCCCUGGAAGUGAUCAUAUUGAUCAGUGGAAUAAGAUUAUAGAACAAUUGGGCACUCCGUCCCCAUCGUUUAUGCAACGCUUGCAACCAACUGUGCGAAACUAUGUUGAAAACCGACCAAGGUACACUGGAUAUUCCUUCGAUAGACUUUUUCCCGAUGCCCUAUUUCCUAAUGAUAAUAAUCAGAACAGUCGAAGAAAAGCUUCAGAGGCCAGGGACCUACUGAGUAAAAUGCUAGUUAUUGACCCAGAGCAAAGGAUCUCUGUUGAUAAAGCUUUAAAGCACGAAUACAUAAACGUUUGGUAUGAUGCUGAAGAAGUUGAUGCUCCUGCCCCGGAGCCAUACGAUCACAGUGUCGAUGAGAGGGAGCACACUGUGGAGCAAUGGAAGGAACUUAUUUAUGAAGAGGUUAUGGAUUACGAAGCACACAAUAAUAGAACACGAUAGAAGAGUAAGAGUAAUUCCUCAGCGUAAUGUGUAUGCUAUAGUUUAUCAGCAAUGCUUAAUGUAUAAUAUAUAAAACUUACUUAUGAUAAACUACUAUAAAUACAUAAUUGUAUUGAAACAUAUAUUAAAUUCUCUAAAACACGUU
Scaptodrosophila lebanonensis is the source of this 1441-nucleotide messenger RNA. It is a transcript of the gene bsk, whose product is annotated as stress-activated protein kinase JNK. Bases 187 to 1296 code for a protein of 369 amino acids. Gene Ontology annotation, cellular component: cytoplasm; nucleus. Gene Ontology annotation, molecular function: ATP binding; JUN kinase activity. The record is from RefSeq and is a predicted model, not a curated record. Gene Ontology annotation, biological process: protein phosphorylation; JNK cascade. The transcript is spliced from 7 exons. Lineage: Eukaryota; Metazoa; Arthropoda; Insecta; Diptera; Drosophilidae.